AUGUACAGAAUAGAUGUUUCAGAUUUUUAUGACUUCCAAGCCUUCAGAAAUAUGUGUCCAUUUCGAGACUAUAACAAAGCAGUCGAGAAUUUGAAACGUUUAGUCAUUUAUGUUGACUCUGCCCCAGAAUGUUAUGUCAUGAAAGAAUGGGAUGUAGUCUUUAACAAACCUAAAGCGACAAUAGUUUCAGAACAAGAAUGUAAACAGAAACUUAAGAAAAUAAAAGUCGUACAAGUUGGCAUGAAGAUGUUAGAUGCUUGGGAUAUCUUAUUGUCAAAACUUGAAGAUUUUUCAGUUCGUGGUAUAAAGUUCUAUACACCAUCUCCAAACUUCUAUUCUAUCUUCACUGGAUAUAAAUACGAACAAGUAGAAUGGAAAGAAAAUGUUAUAGAAGCUUGGUUAGACCAUGUCAAAGAAAUUAUAUGCAAUGGAAACGAAAGAGUCUAUGAGUAUAUCUUAUGUUGGUUUGCAAACAUCUUACAACAUCCAAGUGCUAAAAAUGAAACUGCUCUCAUCAUAAUUGGAAAACAAGGAACAG
Molecule: messenger RNA, 538 nt
Organism: Trichomonas vaginalis G3
Lineage: Eukaryota; Parabasalia; Trichomonadida; Trichomonadidae
Exons: 1
Source: RefSeq, a predicted model, not a curated record